AUGGUGCAGACAGAACCAACGACUCCGUUACGAUCCAGUGACGCGGUGGAGAGAGUUGGCACCAUCACGUUCUCUGAACCUCCACCACUGAGACCAAUUGGGGUGGGGGUUAUAGAGGAUGGGGUGAAUGAUGGGGUAAGACCUAUGGUAGAGCUGCUGGUCCUGGCGCUGGCCCUGGUCCAGGCGAGGCUUCCCAAAACAAAUGUUGCAGAAUUUCUCCAACAAUUCAUAACCACUAAAGAUAUGGAAUCAACCCCAGGACAAAAAAGAUCAAGACCAACAACUCCAUAUAGAGGUGCAGAACUGCAUCUGUUUGCCGCGACGUUUGGGUCUCCCAGAAGGAAAGGACUGAUGACCCCACAAAGACAGAGAACCAAGAGAAGAAGAAGAUCUUCCAUUAUAGAUGGGAAAGUUGUUUACGAUGCAACGUACAUAGGACCGGUUACUAUAGACUACUUGCGAUAUUUUUGCCAGAAACUGAUUGAAGAAAGGGACAGAAUUGAUAAAAAGAAGAAAGAAAUUGUUCAAAGGGUAGAGACUGAACGAGGAUCUCUGCGUCUGUCAAUUCAAAGUAGGCCAAGCUUAGCUCCCGUGGAAGUACUGACCCAACGUAGACUGUUGAUGGAAUUUCCAGGUCUCACACCAGAUCAUCACCCGCAAUCACAACAAUCCCCUGAUGAGUUUAAUUAUUCACUACCACUUCCCAAGACCGAUCUUGGAUCACCGCCACAAUUCAAAGAGGUUGAAGAUGAUGAGAUAAAUCCGUUCUUGAAUGACAGCCUUGUAGAUGGUGGAAGCUCCUCUGGGGAUAGAACUCACGACUCAGUCGUUGGCAUUGAUAUGGUGGCGAUGCCUCCACGAUAUACCCCAUCGAUUCCGAAAUUCCCAAUUGCAGAGAGAGAAACAACCCUGACAAAUCGGCCACUCUCUUAUCUUGAGAGAAUUCUUGCAGCACAGGCAAAGAAGAAUCGACCAGUGGGGGAAAGCAAGCACGACGAUCUGGGACACGUAGUGUCUACGGGUGUUGAUAGACUUGGAGAUUCUCCUAGAACCCCUGAACAUAUAGACGAUGUAUCUGGCUCGGAAUUGGUAAUACAAAAUAUGACCACUCAAACUUCAAAAAUGGAAAUUAGAGACUUAACGAGAGACGCUACAAGUAUCGAGGAUGAUGAAGGUCGAUUAUCUCCGGUUGAUUUGACUUCGAUUGUCGGUACCUUGGAUGAUACUAGCGGAAAGAAGGAGCAAGAUAUUCAAACUAUUGAAGAAGUUUCUGUGGAUAAAGAAGAAAUAAUUCCUACGGAGAUUGAAGAGGUCGGAUCUGGUGAUGGAGAAGAUAUGUCGCUUGAUAUUGAGUCUGUUCAUGAUAUUUCGCCUCCUCCUUCUCCUCCUCGUGUAGAAAUACAAGAAGAGGAUCCUGAAGAAUAUUAUUCUGUGGAGGAAACUUCGCCAACAGAUGGGCUUUCUUUUGAAAUGCCAUUAGAUGUGGAAGAGGAAAUUGAACAAGUUGAAGAAAUUCCUGUUCAAGAUGAGCCAACUAAUGAUCUUGAUGACCCUGUUGAAGUAGAAGAUGCUAGUCAAAUGGAUGAACCAACUGUUGACGAAAAAGAUGAACAAAUUGAUGAGCCUUCUAUUAACCAAAUUGAUGAACUUUCUAUUCACCAUGAUGAGCCUUCUGUUAAUCAAAUAGAUGAACCUUCUGCUGAUCAAAUAGAUGAACCUUCUGCUGAUCAAAUAGAUGAACCUUCUGCUGACCAAAUAGAUGAGCCUUCCGUUGGCAUGGAUGAUCCUUCUCCUGACCAGAUUGAUGAAAACGAAGAAGUGGGUCCACCUUCAGAGGAUCUUCUUAAUACUGAAAAUUCUCUCCAAGACGAACUAUCAGAAAAUGAGCAACUUCUGGAUUCCCCAACUGGUCAAAGAGAUGAAAGAGAUGAACAAACUCCUGAAGCCCGUGACUCUGAAACCGAAAACUUGGACUUCCCCGAAGAUUUCGACAGUCCUGAAAAUUUGGACCUUCCUAAUACUCCUGAUUCACCUGCAAAUGAUUUGGAUUUAGAUGAAGCAUCUCUUAUUCAGGAUCAUUUCACACUCGAUAAUCUUAAUACUUCAACUUUGCUCGAAGAUUUGGAUAUUGUCAGCACAAAGUCAAAUGCUGAGCCUACGCAGGAUGUGAAUGAAACAACUUCUGAAGUACCUGAAUCUCCUGCAUCGCAACGUCAAUACGGUGUUCCUUCUAUGUUUGCUGAACCACGACCAGAGUCUCUGCGUGAAUCCAGCUUACUUCCCUUGGGAGUUAUCAACAAUCUCAUGAAAAAUGUUUUGAACACCACAACUCGUGGUUCUUCUAAAACACUCUCUCCAGAAGUUUUAGAUUACCUUCAACACAUCUCAGAUGACUUUUUGAAUAGCGUCGUAGAUGACUUGGAAGAUUAUUCCAAGCAUAGAACGCGUGGGAAGGGGAAACAAAUCAAUGUCAAGGAUGUUCUUUUAUUUAUGAAUCGGACUAACUUUGUAGCUAAAACUCCGGGUGAACGAGAAGAUAGAGCUAGUGAAAUCAGUGCAAUCUCACGGUUGGCUCAUAAUUUCCUACCACUUGAGCUUUUGCUCGGUUUAGAAAAUAGUUUGGAAAACUCAACUGAUCUCAGGAAGAAGAAGAAACCGGUUCGUGGUAAGAAAAUGAAGAAAGUUGUAAUUCAAACAGAUGAGGACCCAACUGUGGAAACAGAAUUUGAAAGGACAGCUACCAAUUCUAGGGCGGACCUGCUAGAAGAGUCGCAGGAUAUCCCUGAAAAUACGGAUGAUGAUACCAAUCUCGAUACACCCGACUUCGAAAAAGUGACGCAGGAUGAAGAUACAUCAAAUGAUCUGGAAAUUACCAGCACUAAUCCCCGUUUUGAAUCACCCGUCCGUAGCUUGUUUGUGGAUGAAGAUUCAGAUUUCUAA
Molecule: messenger RNA, 2940 nt
Organism: [Candida] anglica
Lineage: Eukaryota; Fungi; Ascomycota; Pichiomycetes; Serinales; Debaryomycetaceae
Source: the annotation of a GenBank genome assembly